UUUCUGUCUCCCUCUCAUUCUUCACUAGUUCCGUCCUUCUGGGGUCUGGUCAACUCGGCCUGGAACUUGUGUGCCAUCGGGAAGAGACAGUCCCCCAUUGACAUCGAAACCACUCACAUGAUCUUUGACCCUCACCUGACCCCUCUGAGGCUGAACACAGGAGGACGGAAGAUGUAUGGCACCAUGUACAACACAGGAAAGCAUGUGUCAUUGCGGCCAGACAAAACACAUCUGGUGAACAUCUCUGGGGGCCCCCUGGGUUACAGCUACCGACUGGAGGAGGUCCGCCUACACUUUGGGAGUGAAGACGCUCUUGGUUCUGAGCAUCUCCUAAACGGACAAGGAUUUCCUGGAGAGGUGAGAUGUAAAACCUGAGCUCUGCUUUUGUAUCAUAA
This is a messenger RNA of Poecilia latipinna (sailfin molly), 395 nucleotides long. RefSeq names its product carbonic anhydrase-related protein 10-like. The record is from RefSeq and is a predicted model, not a curated record. Gene Ontology annotation, molecular function: carbonate dehydratase activity; zinc ion binding. Lineage: Eukaryota; Metazoa; Chordata; Actinopteri; Cyprinodontiformes; Poeciliidae. The transcript is spliced from 2 exons. Gene Ontology annotation, biological process: one-carbon metabolic process. The annotation marks the transcript as partial.